Messenger RNA from Fundulus heteroclitus (mummichog), 2544 nucleotides. Its product is annotated as UDP-glucuronosyltransferase 2C1-like. Lineage: Eukaryota; Metazoa; Chordata; Actinopteri; Cyprinodontiformes; Fundulidae. The record is from RefSeq and is a predicted model, not a curated record. The transcript has 3 exons. Gene Ontology annotation, molecular function: UDP-glycosyltransferase activity. The coding region runs from base 272 to 1849 and encodes 525 amino acids.
CUGGACCUGUUUGGGGACCAUCAGUUGUAGUGGGCUUGAGUAAUGCCUGUCUCUUACAACCGAGUCUGAGCCUCAGUAGAUCAUUUCUAAAUUCAGGUGUACAGCAUGGUGUUUUUCACACCGGUUCCCUCUCUUUCAGCCUAAGAGCAAGCUGGGCUCAAAAUGGCUGGUGGGCUGCAAAUGUGCUGAGAUAUGAUGAAGAAACCUGCUUUACAGGAAAAGCUGCUCAGAAAACAAAGACAGAUCGUGCCGAUUUUUGGAUUAACCCAGGAUGCAUUGGCCGCCGGCGUCCGUCGUCUACCUUCUCCAUGUCAUCACUCCGCUUGCGUUUGCCGGAAAGGUUCUGGUCUUCCCGCAUGACGGCAGCCACUGGGUGAACAUGAAGGUGCUUGUCGAGGAGCUGCACUCGCGGGGACACCACGUGACGGUCGUCCGGCCCGCAGACAGCUGGUACAUCAGUGAGACGGCUCCGCAUUAUGAGACCAUCACGGUGAACGUCGAGGCCGGCGGCGACGAGGAUUUUUACCGUCUCUUUGUCGCUGAGGUCAUCAGAAUUAAAAGAAGCAAUGGGUCCGCCUGGAGCCGCUUUGCCUUGGACAUGGAGUUGAAAGACAAGUUCUCUGAAUUGCACAGAAAGGUGUGUGAGAUGAUUGUGCACAUAUUUGAAAGUAAAGAGUUAACGAAGGCCCUCCGGGAAGCGGAAUAUGACGCCGUUUUGACCGACCCUGUGAAUGGAGGUGGUGUGUUUCUGGCUCACUACCUGGGCCUGCCGAUGGUGUUCAAUGCUCGCUGGACUGUUCAUGGAGAGGCACAUUUUGCUAUUGCGCCUUCACCUCUUUCCUACGUCCCACUUCCCCCGUCAGAGCUUACAGAUCAAAUGACCUUCUUUGAGAGGGUGAAGAACAUGAUUUUCUACCACAUGAGGAUGCAUCUGUACAAGCAGGUGGUUGCACCACAUUACUCUCCUUUGUCUAAACGCUACUUUGGCCCAGAUGUGGACUACUUCUCGCUGUUUCAAGCCGCCGACCUGUGGCUCAUGAGAGUGGACUUUGUGUUCGAGUUCCCUCGCCCCACCAUGCCAAAUGUCGUCUACAUGGGAGGGUUCCAGUGUAAGCCUGCAAGACCUCUUCCUCAGCACUUGGAGGAGUUUGUGCAGAGCGCUGGAGAGCACGGAGUCAUCCUAAUGUCUCUUGGGACUUUAAUUGGAGAGCUUCCGCAUGACUUGGCAGAUGAAAUUGCUGCUGCUUUUGCAAACUUACCCCAGAAAGUUAUCUGGCGGUACAAGGGUGCCAAACCUCCCUCUUUAGGAAGCAACACUUUAAUGGUAGACUGGAUGCCUCAGAAUGAUCUCCUUGGGCAUCCGAACACCAAGCUUUUUGUAAGUCACGGAGGGACAAAUGGAAUUUACGAGGCUAUCUAUCACGGGGUUCCAAUAGUGGGCAUUCCCUUUGUGUUCGAUCAAGCCGACAAUCUCUCCAGACUCAGAGCUAAAGGAGUUGCAAGAGUUUUGGAUGUGUCAGACUUAAAUGGGAAGUUAUUUCAGCAAACCGUGCAGGAGGUCUUAAACGAGCCAUCUUACAGGACGAACAUGCAGAGACUCUCCCGACUACACAGAGAUCAGCAGGUGCGGCCACUGGAUCGAGCCAUCUUCUGGAUUGAGUAUGUCAUGAGGCACAAAGGUGCUGCUCACCUCCGAACCGAGUCCUACCGCCUGCCCUGGUAUUCCUACUACUCUGUAGAUGUCAUAUUGUUUCUACUUGCGAUUUCUGUACAAGUGCUGUUGAUUUUCUCCUGGUUAUUGUGGCGCUGCUUCCUAUUAUGUUGUAAAAGAAAAGUGAAAUCUGACUGAGCUAGGGACCCACAUUUUGUUAACUGACCAGUGGUUCUACAAGGUUUUUUUUAGACUGUCAUAUGAAAGAGAACCAGUGAGUUUUUGCUAUAUGGCCAUUAAAGUCUCCUUACCAAAGGACAAUAAACUUUAUGAAACAAAACACUGUACAUGUGAUAUAUUAGCAUUGGUUGGGUCGUUGGAGGCUAGAAGCAGUUCUAACACGUGUGAAGGUGAAGUUUGCUCUGCACAUGCUCAGUUACCGUAUCUCACAGCAUCUCGCAAAUCGAUCAACGUAAGGAAGUGUGUUGAACUGGUGUGAAAAAACAUGUGCAGCCAAAGUUUACUAAUGCAUGUGAGGCCCAGCUCCGUGCAUGAGCCGCUGUAGCUCUCUUUGCUGAAUGUUUGUAGAUUCUGAACUGAUGUUUUGAGAAGAUAUUAUCAUUAAUAGUUUCCUCCCUUUAGUACAGACAGAUGUCACAUAUCUCUGUUUGCAGAAAAAAAAACAACAACACGAGGGUGGUGGAAAGUCAGCCAUCUGUUUUAGCUGAUUUUAGUAGUAUAAAUGGAAAAUGUGAAUAUUUGUAGCAUGCAGCGGUAUAUUAAAGGACAUUACAUGUACAAACCUUAACAAGAGGCCGUUAAUUGUGUUGCUGAUUUCUUGUCUGAACAGUGUCUGUAUUGCUGUGCUAAUAAAUGUCCUAACCUAUCAUUAA